Psylliodes chrysocephalus is the source of this 2687-nucleotide messenger RNA. Lineage: Eukaryota; Metazoa; Arthropoda; Insecta; Coleoptera; Chrysomelidae. The record is from the annotation of a GenBank genome assembly.
CUACGAUUUAUGACAACUAGAUAAUCUUUCUAUUGAAUUAUAUAGUUUGGACUUAUUAACAACUAAAAUGGCAUUGGAAACUUUAUAUAUUGAUAUAAUAUAUAAGAUAAAUAUGGAGGGUUCAGAAGCCAAUCAGUUUAAGUCAAUUUUUUCCCGAAAAUGACUUACAUACUGCAUGUGAUUUUUUGUUAUUUGAACUUUCAUUAGACAAAAGACUCAAGUCAUUAUUCCUAUGAUCAAGCGAUAGAAGGCGUCACUUAUUUUGACGACUGAGAUUUCAUGCUAAAUUAUUCAGAGGCCAACCAGAGUCACUAAAUGUGUAAGUCAGUUCAAGGUGAAGUCUAGUUCGGUAUUUAUUUGGUCUUGCUUGAAAACCUAAUUAAGUAUUACGUAUUAUUUUUAUGCAAAUAGAAAUAAUGGACCUCUCAGAAAGUGAAAAUGAACCUUUUUCUGACAGUGGUUCUGAGUAUGCCCCGGAAAACGAGAAAAAUUCAUCUAACUCCGAUAAGCAAAAUAUAACCUCAAAAACAGUUUUAAAUUUCAUGCAAAUUCGUAAAACUAAGUAAAUUUAGGAUAGGUAUUCUUAUUUUAUGAUGCUAAAUGAGCUGCUCUUGAAUAUAGCUAUUGUUUAACAAUGUUUAAAUACUGUUUUAAGCAAAACGAAAACGUUGUUUACCUUUUUUAUGACUUACACUGAUUGGCUUCUGAAUUUUUAGACUCGCCUGUAGUACCCGAGGUUGUACCUAAUAAUGGGAUCCAGCUUGAAAAUGAUGACAAUAAAGGCCAAAAUGGUGUAGAUCAAGCACAAGGAAGAAAACGUAAAAGAAAUAAAGAAGCAUGGAAAAGAACAGUCAAUUCUGCUAAAAGGCAUUCAGGAAAAGCUUAUGUUAACAAAAGUGGGAAAAACAUAUUGGAGAAGACUUUUAGAAAUGUCGACUGUGGAUGUUCUAGAAAGUGUUUUGAGUCUGUAAGUCCUGAGGAGCGGCGAAUGAUUUUUGAAUCGUUUUAUAAGUUGGAGGAUAAUAUCAAACAGAAUAUUUAUCUUCGAGGUCUGAUACACAACGCACCAGUGAAGCAACGUCCUGCUAGAAACUCAUCAAGGGAACCAAAAGCGAAAUCGAUAAAAUAUUACUUAACCACUGCAACAGUGUCAACUCGUGUUUGCAAAAAAUUUUUCAUCGACACGUUUCAAAUUAGCGAUGCUCGUAUCUACAAGGUAUCCUCUAGCUCCCAGCCAUCUGCCUGUAUUGAUAGAAAAGGUCAUCGAGAGCCAGCAAAUAAAAUAGAUGUCACAAGAGUUAAGGAGCAUAUUCAGUCAUUUCCUUCUUACAGAAGCUAUUACACGCUCUCUGAUGCACCAAAUAGGAGAUAUCUAAAUCCCGAUCUAACCAUAAGAAAAAUGUAUCAACUGUACGUCGAAAAAUGUGGAGAAGAUGGUACAGAACCUGUCAACGAGAAAAUGUGUUAUUACGUUUUUUCCUUUAAUUUACAUUUCAAACCUCCAGCAAAAGACACUUGCCAAUUCUGCGAUUCGUUGCAGAAUAUUCUGACAUUUAGCGAAAAUUAUGAAGAGAAACGUAAGGCAGAUAUUGAUAAAAAACUUCACCUUCGCAAAGCUGCUCAAUCUAGAACAGCCAUGAAUAGUGACAAGAUAUCAGCGGGAGAAAAUAGAUGUGCUAACAUUCGACUUCGAGAAAGCUCUAGCUUUUCCAAAAUUAAGCACUUCUGUCGCUUACUACAAACAAAACAUGUAUGUUUAUAAUCUGGGAAUCCACAGUUUUAAUGACAAUACAGGUUACAUGUACAUGUGGGAUGAGACUGAAGGUUCUCGGGGAUCACAAGAAAUUGGAGCGUGUCUAGUGAAGCAUCUAAAAGUUCAUGCUCGUGGUCAUAACCACAUCAUUAUGUAUUCAGAUUGUUGCACAGGCCAGAACAGGAACAUAAAAUUAAGUUUAUUAUUACAGAAACUGGGUCAAGAUCCAGAAAUGGCCAUUUGUUAUAUUGACCACAAAUUUAUGGUGUCUGGUCACAGUUACCUGCCAAAUGACGCCGACUUUGGUGUUAUUGAAUCAAAAGCUCGAAAGAAGCAGUUUAUCUAUGGUCCUAGAGAUUGGUUUGAUUUAGUUGCUGGUGCUAAAAAGACCAAUCCGUUCCCGGUAACAGUGAUGAGUCGGAAAGAGUUUCUUUCGACAAAAAAACAUGAAGUAAGAAUUUGCAACAGAAAAUCCAAUACUGAGGGUGCUAAAGUUAAUUGGUUGAAUAUAAAAUGGUUAAGAUACUGCAAAAAUAAACCUAAUUCCAUAUUUUAGAAAGAAACCUUGCAGGACGACUUUCCACUUUAUGAAAUUCAUAUAAAAAAACCCACGUCAAAGGGAAGACCUUCUAAUUUGAAUAAUAUUAUCCAGGAUCCACUGUAUUCAGAGCGAAGGCCUGUAAAAGCUGUCAAGAAGAAGCACUUGUUUGACCUUCUACCGUAUAUUCCUCCAACUUACCAUCCAUAUUUCAGAAGUUUGCCUUCCCUAAAUGACAGAACUCGAGCUUCAACCUCACAGGCUAAUGAUCUCAAUCUUGAUGCAGAAAAUGGAAGCGAAAGUGAUGAAUAUAUUGACUAGGAUUUUCAAAAUGUCCAGUAAACAAACAGCGUAAGUCAAUAUUUUCACACUUCAUCAAAGUUAUUUCUAGAGAUG